GCUCAGUGUAGAGGAGCCAUUGACGCGUUCGAGUGCAUCUUCCUCACGAAAAAUUUCUUAUCGACGUUCUCGUGCAAUUUGUGAUUAUUUAACAAAGUUCUUAAAAAUAGUGCUUCUUUCAUUAUUACCAUUACCUUCAAUCAGAAGAAUAGAAUAAUUCAUGAAAAUGAAAAUCACCUCAAAAUGUCUUCUUCUGAGCUUUAUGUGCUUUUUCGGUGGUGUGGAGCCUCUCAGGAUACUAUUCAUGGCACCAUUUCCUGUACCAAGUCACUGGUUUUGGUUAAAUUCCAUUGUGGAGGGAUUGCUAGAUAAGGGUCAUGAGGUUACAGCAAUUACCAAUUUUCGUGCAAAGCAACCACACGUCAAUUACACGGAAAUUAUUUUGGAUCCACCUUUUGAUCUCUUAAAAUACUCACCUGAGCAUUUGAUUUACGAGCUAAAGUAUCGGAGUGAUUUUAGCAAUUUAUUUCUAAUCUGGAACGUUGGGCUUCUAUCCACAAAAUACGCGCUUGAACAUCCCAAGGUGGCACAGUUGAUAAGAAGCGAUUCAGAGGAGUUUGACCUGGUGAUAUCAGAGCAAUUUGGUCAGGAAGCCUUCCUUAUGUUUGCCCACAAAUACAACGCACCUCUCGUUACAAUCAGCACAUACGACUUUACGGACUAUCUGGAUCUUAAUGCUGGGUUCCGUGCCCCACUAUCAUUUGUACCUCAUAUUCUUUUGCCCUACACCGACAGUAUGACCUUCACGCAAAGGACCUACAAUUUGUUCUUUACCCUCUUUGAUCGGAUUGUUCGAGGAAUUUUCUAUAUUCCCGCCCAAAAUGCUCUAAUUACGAAAUAUUUUGAACCGUUGGAAAAGAGAAUCGGUCCAUUGCCUACCGUUCAGGAACUUGAGCGAUCUAUUUCGGUGAUACUAUUCAACAGUCACCAGGCUACAUCACCACCGAGGCCGGAAAUGCCGGGAUACGUUAAAAUUGGCGGGAUUCACAUUAAAGAACCGAAAGUUUUACCAUUGGAGAUUAAGGAAUUCCUCGAUCAAGCCACUGAUGGAGUUAUUCUCUUCAGUUUGGGCUCGCAUAUUAAGAGCUCUCAUUUUGAUCCCGGGAAAGUUAGAGCUUUUGUCAGGGUCUUUGGGAAAAUGAAGCAGAGAAUUCUAUGGAAAUACGAGGAGAAUGAUAUCAAAGAUCUUCCUUCGAACGUUUUGCUUCAAAAAUGGAUUCCACAGGUAGAUGUGCUGGCUCACAAAAACGUAAUUCUCUUCAUAAAUCACGGAGGAAUUUUUGGUACUCAGGAGAGCAUCUAUUAUGGCGUCCCAAUGCUCACAAUACCCUUCUAUGGGGAUCAGUUUCGCAAUGCAUACCGAUCGCAGGAAAGAGGUCAUGCCCUUGUCCUCGAAUAUGAUGCAAUUACGGAAGAAAGUGUCUCACAGAAGCUCUGCCAGCUCAUCACAAAUGAGAGCUUUAGAGAAAAUGCCCAGAAGGUAUCUCAUCUAUUUCGAGACAAUCUCGAAAGCCCACUAAAUACAGCCCUCUACUGGAUUGAGUACGUGGGGAGGAAUCAGGGAGCGGAUCACCUAAAAUCAGCCGCGAGGAAUCUCAACUGGUUCCAAUACUUGAUGUUGGAUGUGAUUGGACUGUUUGUGCUUAUUUACCUGAUCAUAGCGACAACUAUGUAUUUUAUGGCUGAGCGAUGGUGCGGGAAAAAGUCCACGGAAAAGGUCAAAAAUGUAUCAAAACAAAAGAAAUCAAACUAGUUAGACGAUUUAUUUUAAUUUUAUUAAAAUAAAUUUGAAAAAUUAAUUAAAUGUUUUUACUUAAAUUUAA
Molecule: messenger RNA, 1823 nt
Organism: Lutzomyia longipalpis
Lineage: Eukaryota; Metazoa; Arthropoda; Insecta; Diptera; Psychodidae
Gene: Ugt301D1
Product: UDP-glucosyltransferase 2
Exons: 4
Coding region: 161-1753 (530 amino acids)
Molecular function (GO): UDP-glycosyltransferase activity
Source: RefSeq, a predicted model, not a curated record